Entamoeba histolytica HM-1:IMSS is the source of this 3420-nucleotide messenger RNA. RefSeq lists its product as uncharacterized. The transcript is spliced from 4 exons. Bases 1 to 3420 code for a protein of 1139 amino acids. NCBI's taxonomy places the organism in Eukaryota, Evosea, Mastigamoebida, Endamoebidae. The record is from RefSeq and is a predicted model, not a curated record.
AUGGAAUUAGAAGACUUAAAACAACAAUUUGAUGUAUAUCUAGAAAUUGUUGGAGAUGAUGUAGAACAAGUUGGAGAAAAUGAAUGGCAAACUACGAUUGAAGAUGAACAUCAUUCAAAUAUUAGUAUAAUUCUUACAUUUAAAUUAGAUGAAAGUAAGUUGCCAUAUUUCACAAGUUCAAUAGAACUACCACCAUUUUCUGAUUUUAUUGAUUUUGAUAGAUUUAAAAUGAAAAAUAAUGAGAUGAUUUCGAAUUUCUUAGUUGAUGAAGAAUCACCAUUCUUUAAUUUAUAUACUACACUUAAAACAUUAAUAGAAGAAUGGAAUGAUAAACAAGGAGAAAGUAGUUCAUCAUUAUUUGAACGAUUAGAACGAUUUGAUGAAAUACCAAUUCAAGAUUCAACAAACGAAAGUAAAAGUACAACAAAUUAUAGUCAAUCUGUAACUAUAUGGAAAGACUUUCAUUAUGAUACAUUAAGAAUAUCAACAACAAAGAAUAAAUUAGAAGUUAUUGAAAAGAUUCUUGAUGUUCUUAAAACUCCUGAUUAUAAAUAUAUUGAAAAAUAUACUAUUGUACGUUAUUAUAAUGAUGAAAUAUGGUUAAUGAAACCAUGUACAGGAAGUGUUUUAUUUGAUAUAAUAUUUAAUAUUGAUAAUAUUUCACAACCAUUAUCUCAAUUAAUGAAGGCAUUUCAAUAUCUUUAUUGUCAUGGAUUAUUUCAUGGAAAUGUAACAAAAGAAAGUAUUGUUUAUACACCAUCAUCAAAUGUUAAUGUUGCAGAUUGGGUUAUAUUAUAUUUAUUAGAAGGGAAUUUAUAUCCAGAUUCUCCUCUUUUAAGAGGAAAUAUUCUCAAAAAAGACUUAGAAGCAAUUGCUUCUUUAAUUGAAGAAACAAUUGGUGGAAUGAAUUUAAGUGUUCAAUUGACUGGAUUUAUUCAAGCAUUAAGAAAUCAUAAUUCAAUUGACUUAACAUCAUUAAUUAAAUUAGCACAACAAAUACCAUCAAUAACAUCAAAUUCAUCUAUGUUUGAAUUAGGAGGAGAAUAUGAAGAGGCAUCAGCAAUAUCAGAAAUGAUUGGAUUUCGAGCAUAUUAUAGAAAUAGAGAUAAUCAAUUUUAUUGUUUCCAAGAUAUUGACUUAACAAGACUACCUGUUCAUAUCGUCCCUGAAGUAAAAACAAGACUAUAUAAAUUUUGUCAAACUCAUAACAAAUAUUUUCAAUAUUACUUUUUUUCUCAACCAAUUUUAAUGGUAAGAAUGUCAAUUACUGAAGUUCCUUUAAAUUGGUAUUUACAACAAAAGAAAUUAUUACAAAAUAAAGAAUUAACACGAAAAUGGUUUAUACGAAUAACAAGUAGUAUUUAUUCAUUACAUCAAGAGUCAAUUGGUCAUGGUUCAUUAUCAUUAAAACAUAUCUUUAUUAAAGAUGAUGAAAUAAAAUUAGCAUUUUUUGAUUUAAUUACACCAAUAUCAACAGUAAUGGCAAAAGAUUUAAUUUCAUUGAAAAAAUUAUGGAUUAUUUUAGGAUGGUAUUAUUUCUAUGAAACUAUGAAAGAAAAUGAAUUAGAGAAAUCAACAUUUUUAAGUAAGUUACAAGUUAUCUUUCCAGAAACAAUUAAUAUUCAAAAAGCAAAAAGUGUAGAAGAAAUAAUGUCUAUAGUUCAAUCAUUUGAUCCAAAAACAAAACAAAUUUUUCGUAAUUUAUUAACAGAACAACCUCUUCUUUUCACAUUAACAGAAUAUUUCAAUCAACAAAAGAAUAUUAGUAAAAAGGUUAAUGAAUAUAAACCAUAUUUUACAACAAUUGAUGAUUUAUAUUGUAAUAAUUGUACUUUUGUUCCUGCUGAUAUAAUUUCAUCAUGUCAAUAUAGUAAAAAUAAUAAUGUUUAUUUAGCUUCAAAUGGAUGUCUCUAUAAAUUUAAUAUAACUCCAAUAUCUAUCACUUGUAAAAAUGCUUCUCCUUUUAUUUAUUCACCUUUUAUCAAAAAUAAAUCAUAUGGAAUUGAAAUGUCAAGUACAAAUAAUGAUCGAAGUACUUUUUCUGAUGUUCUUUUAAAAACAUUAUUUUUAUCAAGGUCAAUGUUAGUUAUGAUAGAUGGUUCAGCAUAUUCACUUCAUUAUAAUUUCCCAACAUAUCUUAUUGAAUUAGCAAAAGCAUUUAAUGUUCAAGUUGAUGUUUGUCAACCAUAUAAUUAUUUAUAUUCUCAACUUAAAAGUUUGUCAGUCACUAUCCCUUUAUUAAAACAAAUAUUAAAUACUAACGAAACAACAAAAUUAAUAAAAUUAAUGAAACUUAAUCCUAAAUUAAAGAAAUUAGAAACAAUUAUUAAAAAUAAUACUAUUUCUUCUCUUCUUGCUAAUGAUGAAAGUUAUUUAUGUUUUGAUGUUUUUUGUAUUGAAUGUAAAUCAAUUAGAACAUGUCCACAUGCAUUUUUAUGUUGUAUUAAGAAUUUAAAUGAUGGUACAAUUGUUGGAUAUGCUACAACCGUUGAUGUCUUAUUAGAACCUGAUUCAUCUAGUCAAUCUUUAUUUUCAACAUAUGAAAAUACUACAUUAAAAUACAUUUCAAAUUCAGUAGAACAAAAAGUAAAUACACCAUUGACUCAACAAAUAACAAAAGAAGAUAUUACUCAACGUACUAGACAACAAUCAUCAUCUAAUAGAAAAGUUGAUUUAAAUUUAUUCAAACAAAAUGAUCUUGUUCAUUCAAAUGAAACACAAAAACUUACUCCAUCUUCUCAAUUAUCAUCAACUCCAUUAUCUGGGUGUUAUUAUCAACUGGAACAACAUCAAGAAUCAAUAAAAGAAAUGAAAGAAACAAGUUAUGGAUUUGUAUGUGAUUUAAUUGUUCAUUCAAUCCAACCAACUUCACAACAUGAAUAUACUUCUCAAAUGAUGAUAGUUUCAAGUAUAAAAAGUGUAGAGCCAUUGAAAUUAGCACGUAAUUUGAGAAGUGAGGGAUUUACAAUCCAAACAUUAUUCAAAGAAGAUAUCAAAAUGGAAGAGGCAAAGAAAAUAAUAAAAGAUUAUAACUGUGAUAAAUUGAUUCUUUUUGAUGGAGGAUUUAAAAUUAUCAAUGAGGAUGAAAUAAUAGAAAUAAAAAAUAUCAAUGAAGUCGUUUUGGAAAUUAAAUCAGGAAAUCCAAUUAAUUUUGAAUAUACAACACUAAACAAAGUAGAUAUUGGAAGUAUUAUGUAUAAUGAAACAUCUAUCAAAGACAUGCAUCCAGAAAUAAUCAAAGCAGUAAUUGUAUCUUUUGAAAAUGAAGAUGCUUUUAUUAAGAAAUGUCCAACAAUCAAAAAGUCUUUUGAGAUAAAUCACAACACAAAAGAUUCACCACAAAUAAUGGUUAUUCUUAAACGAUAUGAUGAGGAAUAUGUUGAAUUUAUUGGAAAGAAGGAGAAGAAGAAAAAGAAAUAA